Molecule: messenger RNA, 524 nt
Organism: Budorcas taxicolor (takin)
Lineage: Eukaryota; Metazoa; Chordata; Mammalia; Artiodactyla; Bovidae
Gene: SH3BGRL
Product: SH3 domain binding glutamate rich protein like
Exons: 4
Coding region: 75-419 (114 amino acids)
Cellular component (GO): cytoplasm
Source: RefSeq, a predicted model, not a curated record
UUGAUUCCAGCCUUUGCUGCAGCUGCUCUCCAGCCGUUUGCAGGAUUCAAAGAACUACAGAAGCUGUUCCCAAGAUGGUGAUCCGUGUGUACAUUGCAUCUUCCUCUGGCUCCAUGGCGAUUAAGAAAAAACAGCAAGAUGUGCUUGGUUUCUUAGAAGCUAACAAAAUAGGAUUUGAAGAAAAAGAUAUUGCAGCCAAUGAAGAAAAUCGGAAGUGGAUGAGAGAAAAUGUACCUGAAAACAAUCGACCAGCCACAGGAUACCCCCUGCCACCUCAGAUUUUCAAUGAAAGUCAGUACCGUGGGGAUUAUGAUGCCUUCUUUGAAGCCAGAGAAAAUAAUGCAGUGUAUGCCUUUUUAGGUUUGACAGCCCCACCUGGUUCAAAGGAAGCAGAAGCUCAGGCAAAGCAGCAAGCGUGAAUCUUAAAUAUUCUGCCUUAAGCAUCCUAAAAAAGGAGUCUCCAUUGCUUUUUAUAAAAUAUCAAAAUUAUCAUGGCUUCAAAAGAAGUAGGCUUAAUGUUAUUA